AUGGCGGACCCGAACAAUGUCUCGCAGUACAAGUACUCGGCGAUGUCGAACCUGGUCCUCCAGGCCGACCGGCGGUUCAUCUCGCGCCGCAACGACGAAAACACUGGUGAUCCCGAGUCGCUUGCAGGCCGCCUGAACAUUCGGGACAUGGGCUCGCGGGUCGGUCGAGAAGCCGCGCCCAAACAGAAGAAGAUGGCGCCGGCCCUACAGGGCGUCGACAGAGGCUCGAUCCGCGAGGGCGAAGAUGUCCUGGAACGAGAGCAGAGGAAGAGAAAGCGGGGUGAGCCUGCCCAAACUCGAGGUGCCGGCAUCCUCUCCGCGGGCGACGCGCUGAUCGAAGGGCUCAAGUAUCGUCCUAGGACUCCCGCCACCCGCGCGACUUACGAUCUGCUGCUCACCGUCACGGCCAACGCACUGGGCGACGUCUCGCAGGAGAUUGUCCGGAGCGCGGCCGACGCCGUCCUCGAAUAUCUCAAAGACGAAAACAUGAAAGACCUCGACAAGAAGCGAGAGAUUGACGAUAUUGUCGGGAUCACGAUGACGCCCAAACAGUUUAACGAGCUGGUGAAUCUCGGGAAGAAGAUCACAGACUACGAUGCUCAGGACGACGACGAGGACACGGCGGACGGCGCAAACAACGAGACAGAGCUUGAUGAGCGCCAGGGCGUGGCGGUGGUUUUCGAUGAAGACGACGAUGUGGACGAGGACGGCGUCCAACGAACGUACGAAGUCCGCGACGAAGACGAAGGGGAUACUGACGACGAAGACGCCCCCGAUCUGCCCGGUCUUGAAGAGACCGCGACAGCAGGAGGUGCCGGAGUGCCAGACGCCGAGGAUGGCGACGAUGAAGACGGCGGUCUGGUCAUAGACGGUGGAGUUGGCGAGUCGAGUCGUAGAAAACGCGAAGACGCCGACUCAAUACCCAUUCACGAAAUUGAUGCAUAUUGGCUGCAGCGCCAGAUCGGUGCCGUCGAUUCAGAUCCCCAUAUUCAGCAGCAGAAGACUCAAGAGGCGCUUCGCAUCUUGUCCGGAAAGUCUCCCGAGGGUGAAGAUCUAUCCCUUCGAGACAUUGAGAACGACAUGAUGGACCUGUUCGAUUAUGAGCACCCGGAUAUUGUCAGUAAAUUUGUCUCAAACAAGGACAAGAUUGUUUGGGUCACAAGGUGGCGCAGAGCUGCUGAAGACGCGGACGCCCGACACCUCGUCGAGAGUGAGAUGGUUGAAGCUGGACAGCGAGCCAUUCUUGACGAGCUGUUAGGCAUGACGGACCGUGAUGGAGAAGCAUCACGGCCAGCCAAGAAGAUGAAGCUGGACUUGAUGGAUAUUGAUAUUCCCAAGGCGCAGGAAGAUCAGGAGGAGAAGAAGGAGGGCGUCCUGACUGGUGGCUUGCAGCCGCAGCGACUCAUCAACCUGGAGAACCUGGUCUUUGAGUCGGGAAACCACCUCAACACGAAUCCAAAGGUCAUUCUACCACCCGGAUCGACUAAGCGGACGUUCAAAGGAUACGAAGAAAUUCAUGUUCCCCCUCCUAAGCCGAGGAGGGAUCCUGGCGAAAGGAACAUCCCGGCAAGCGAACUGCCCGAUUGGGCGAGACAAGGCUUCGGCUCUGCGAAGGAGUUGAAUCGCAUCCAGUCGAAGUGCUACCCCUCUGCUUUCCAAGACGACGGCAACAUGCUCAUUUGCGCACCCACUGGUUCUGGCAAGACAAACGUCGCAAUGCUUACGAUGCUUCGCGAGAUUGGAAAGCACAGAAAUCCGGAGACGGGUGAGAUCAUGCUGGACGACUUCAAGAUCGUUUACAUUGCACCUCUGAAAGCCCUGGUACAGGAACAGGUGGGCAAUUUUGGGAAGCGACUUGAGGUCUACGGUAUACGAGUAUCUGAGCUCACGGGCGAUCGGCAGCUCACCAAACAGCAAAUCGCCGACACUCAGGUCAUUGUGACGACGCCCGAGAAGUGGGAUGUCAUCACGCGCAAAGCUACAGACCAGAGCUACACCAGUCUCGUCCGUCUCAUCAUCAUCGAUGAAAUCCAUCUGCUGCACGACGACCGUGGCCCAGUCAUCGAGAGCAUCGUCAGCCGAACCAUUCGAAAGAUUGCACAAACCGGCGACCCUGUCCGAAUUGUCGGGUUGAGUGCAACGCUCCCCAACUACCGGGAUGUGGCUACUUUCCUUCGGGUAGACCCCCAAAAGGGCCUCUUCCAUUUUGACGGGACUUUCAGGCCUUGUCCUCUCAAGCAGGAAUUCAUCGGAGUGACGGACAAAAAGGCCAUCAAGCAGCUCAAAACCAUGAAUGAUGUUUGCUAUUCUAAAGUGCUCGAACAUGCCGGGACGAACCAGAAUCAAAUGCUGAUUUUUGUUCAUUCUCGAAAAGAAACUGCCAAAACAGCCAAGUAUAUUCGAGACAAGGCUGUUGAGCUGGAAACCAUCGGACAGAUCAUGAGGUCUGACGCAGCAAGUAGAGAAGUCUUGCAGCAAGAGGCUGAUUCAAUCAACGAUCCCAAUCUGAAGGAUCUGCUGCCGUACGGGUUUGGCAUACAUCAUGCUGGUAUGAACGUCGCAGAUCGAACUUCCGUGGCAGAACUCUUCGCCGACGGCUUUCUAAGAGUGCUCGUCUGUACCGCAACACUCGCCUGGGGUGUGAACUUGCCUGCUCACACGGUCAUUAUCAAGGGUACACAAGUGUAUUCGCCCGAAAAAGGAAGUUGGGUGGAACUGAGUCCUCAAGAUGUCCUUCAGAUGCUGGGGCGAGCAGGUCGUCCGCAGUUCGAUUCCUACGGCGAAGGCAUCAUCAUCACAUCCCAGACAGAGAUGCAAUACUACAUGUCACUGAUGAAUCAGCAAUUGCCCAUUGAGAGUCAACUUAUGAGCAAGCUAGCGGACAAUCUGAAUGCGGAGAUUGUUCUGGGCAACAUUCGUACGCGCGACGAGGGAGUGGAGUGGCUCGGCUACACCUAUCUCUUUAUUCGCAUGAUCCGGUCUCCGGGUCUGUACAGUGUCGGCGCAGACUACGGCAAUGACGAGACCUUGGAGCAGAAGCGCGUAGAUCUCAUCCACUCAGCUGCCGUGGUCCUGGAAAAAGCCGGGCUGGUCAAGUAUGAGAAGAAGACGGGCAGAUUGCAAGGCACGGAUCUCGGCCGCAUUGCUUCACACUACUACAUCACACACAACUCCAUGUUGACUUACAACCAUCACCUACAGCCAUCCAUCGGCACCAUCGAGCUCUUCAGAAUUUUUGCCCUCAGCGACGAGUUCAAGUACAUCCCCGUCCGACAAGAUGAGAAGCUCGAGUUGGCGAAACUACUGGGUAGAGUACCGAUUCCAGUCAAGGAAGGCAUGGAAGAGCCACAAGCAAAGAUCAACGUGCUCCUUCAAGCAUUCAUCUCGCGGCUCAAGCUGGAAGGCUUGGCCUUGAUGGCUGAUCUCGUCUACGUCACGCAGUCAGCAGGACGCAUUCUCAGAGCAAUCUUCGAGAUCUGUCUGAAGAAAGGCUGGGCCGGCGUGGCCAAGCUUGCGCUGGAUCUCUGCAAGAUGGCCGAAAAGCGGAUGUGGCCCACAAUGACACCUCUCAGGCAGUUCCCGAUGUGUCCAAGAGAGUACAUCCAGAAGGCUGAAAGGAUGGAAGUCCCGUGGUCUAGCUACUUUGACCUCGACCCUCCACGAAUGGGCGAACUCCUAGGCAUGCCCAAGGCUGGACGAGUGGUAUGUGAUCUUGUCUCUAAGUUCCCUCGGCUGGAGGUGCAGGCACAAGUACAGCCGGUGACGAGGUCGCUGCUCCGUGUCGAGCUCACGGUAACUCCAAACUUCGUCUGGGAUGAAGCGCUCCACGGAACUGCCGAGUCGUUCUGGAUCAUUGUCGAAGACUGCGACGGCGAAGAGAUCCUCUUCCACGAUCAAUUCAUCCUGCGACGUCAAUUCGCCGAAGGUGACAUGUCGGAGCAUCUGGUGGAUUUUACCGUCCCCAUCAGCGAACCAAUCCCGCCCAACUACUUCAUCACUUUAGUGUCCGAUCGAUGGAUGCAUUCCGAGACAAGAGUGCCAGUGUCUUUCCAGAAGUUGAUUCUGCCUGAACGCUUUCCGCCUCAUACACCACUUCUGGAUCUGCAGCCUGUGCCUGUUCAAGCCCUCAAGAUCAAAGACUAUAUUGAUCUGUAUCCCAACUGGGACAGAUUCAACAAGAUUCAGACACAAGUUUUCAAGUCAUUGUACGACAGCAACGACAGUGUGUUUGUUGGCGCUCCGACAGGAAGUGGAAAGACUGUCUGUGCCGAGUUCGCCUUGCUCCGACAUUGGAAGAAUCCUGAAGCCGGCAGAGCUGUCUACAUCGCGCCCUUUCAGGAACUGGUUGACAGCCGGCACGCUGAUUGGAAUGAGCGGCUUCGCCAAAUCGGUGGAGGCAAGGUUAUUUCGACAUUGACUGGUGAGAUCACCGCCGACUUGCGCAUCCUCGAUAGGUCCGAUCUUGUCCUUGCAACUCCAACCCAGUGGGAUGUUCUGUCACGGCAGUGGCAGCGUCGAAAGAACGUGCAGAAUGUUGAGCUUUUCAUCGCCGACGAGCUCCAUAUGAUUGGCGGUGAAAACGGCGCUGUUUACGAAGUCGUGGUCUCUCGGAUGCAAUACAUCCACAUCCAGCUUGAAAACAACAUGCGCAUUGUCGGCCUGAGCGUGCCCUUGUCGAACGCCAGAGAUGUCGGCGAAUGGCUUGGGGCAAACAAGCACACGAUCUACAACUUCAGUCCCGUGACCAGGCCCGUGGGAUUGCAGCUACACAUCCAGUCAUUCUCGAUUCCGCAUUUCCCAUCGUUGAUGAUGGCUAUGGCUCGCCCGGCCUAUCAAUCCAUCCUGCAGCUAUCGCCUGACAAGCCGGCUAUCGUGUUUGUGCCUAAUAGAAAGCAAGUGCGAGCGUCAGCCGUCGACAUCCUCAACGCCUGCAUCAUGGAUGACGACGACGAGCGAUUCCUACACACCGAUGCCAGCGAACUCGCACCGUUCUUUGAGCGCAUCCACGAACAGACGUUGGCGGAGUCCUUGAAGCAUGGCAUUGGCUAUUACCACGAAGCCCUCUCGACCAGCGAUAAAAGGAUUGUCUCUCACCUGUUCAAAGUGGGCGCGAUCCAAGUCAUGAUCUGUUCACGAGAUGUGUGCUGGGAAAUCCCAUUCACGGCACACUUGGUCAUCGUCAUGGGCACGCAGUACUUUGUCGGCCGCGAACAUCGCUACGUCGACUACCAGAUCAGCGAGAUCCUGCAGAUGUUCGGCCGCGCAACUCGCCCGGGGGAAGACGACGUCGGGAAAGGCGUGCUGAUGGUCCCGGCCGUUAAGAGGGAGUACUAUAAGAAAUUCCUCAAUGAGGCGUUGCCCAUCGAAAGUCAUCUCCAACUCUGGCUCCACGAUGCGUUUGUGACAGAGAUAAGCACCACGACCAUCACAUCCACGCAAGACGCGGUCGAUUGGACAACGUACACAUACUUCUACCGCCGCUUGCUGGCGAAUCCAUCAUUCUACGGCCUCAGCGACACCAGCCACGAAGGGCUGAGUACCCAUCUGUCCGAACUUGUCGAAACGACCCUGAAAGAACUCGCCGAUGCCAAGAUCAUCGAGCUCGACGAGGAAGACGACUCCCUUUCGCCGCUCAACCCGGCCAUGAUCGCGGCGUACUACAACAUCAGCUUCAUCACGAUGCAGACCUUCCUCCUGUCUCUCACCGCGCGCACGAAACUCAAGGGUCUGCUCGAGAUUGUCACGUCUGCCACCGAGUUCGAGUCGAUCCAGCUGCGGCGCCACGAGGAUCACAUUCUCCGGAGGAUCUACGACCGCGUGCCCGUCAAGAUGUCCGAGCCAGCCUUUGACAGUCCGCAUUUCAAGGCCAUGGUGUUGUUACAGGCCCAUUUCAGCCGGAUGCAACUCCCCAUCGACCUCGCCAAGGAUCAAGAGGUGAUUGUCUCAAAGACCCUCGCCCUGUUAUCCGCGUGCGUGGACGUGCUCAGCUCCGAGGGCCACCUGAACGCCAUGAACGCCAUGGAGAUGAGCCAGAUGGUCGUGCAGGCCAUGUGGGAUCGUGACAGUCCGUUGCUCCAAAUCCCGCACUUUGACUCCCGCGUCGUCGACAUCCUCGCCAAGCAAGGGAUCAAGGACAUCGACGAGUUCAUGGCGGCGAUGGACCCCUCGGAGAACCCGGACCAGCCCAAACUCGUGGCCCAAAUGGGCCUGACCAACCGCCAGCUCGUCGAAGCCGCGCAGUUCACCAACGAGAAGUACCCGAGUCUGGAGCUCGAGUUUGAAGUCGAAGAUAAAGACGACAUCACGGCAGGCGAGCCCGCGCGUCUGUCCGUCAAAAUCACGCGGGAAACGGGCGCGGAUGAGGACGAGGAAGACAAGGAGGGCAAGGAAGUCGAAAUUGACCUGACCGUGCACGCGCCCUUUUAUCCCGGCCGGAAACUCGAAAACUGGUGGCUCGUCGUCGCGGAGGAGAAGACCAGGUCCCUACUGGCGAUCAAGCGCGUCACGAUCGCCAAAGCGACCUUCGCGACAAAGUUGGAGUAUAUCGUCCCCACGGCAGGGCCCAAAGAGUUGACGCUGUUCCUCAUGUGUGAUAGCUACGUGGGCGUCGAUCAGAGCAUGGGCUUUCGUGUGGAUGUCAGGGAGGGGGAGGAGGACGAUGACGAUGAAGACGAGGAUGGGGAUGAUGAGAUGGAGGGUUAA
This is a messenger RNA of Cladophialophora yegresii CBS 114405, 6702 nucleotides long. RefSeq lists its product as uncharacterized. Bases 1 to 6702 code for a protein of 2233 amino acids. The record is from RefSeq and is a predicted model, not a curated record. Gene Ontology annotation, cellular component: nucleus. Lineage: Eukaryota; Fungi; Ascomycota; Eurotiomycetes; Chaetothyriales; Herpotrichiellaceae. Gene Ontology annotation, molecular function: ATP binding; ATP hydrolysis activity; nucleic acid binding. The transcript has a single exon.